AUGCAUCCGAAUGCUGACAUCACGAAAGAUCAAAAUGAGACGAACUCUCUCCUUGGUUCCGUGCUUCUCACAAUGUCACGAGCAGCUGGUGGAAAUGCUGGAGCAUCAGAUGACGAUUCCGUGCUUGAAGUUACCAAAGACAUGCUCAACAAACUACCAGAUGACUUUGACAUUGAAGCGACGAUGCGCAAGUUCCCGACGAGAUACGAAGAAUCGAUGAAUACAGUUCUUGUUCAAGAGAUGGUGCGAUUCAAUGCGCUCACGAAAGUUGUGCGCAAUUCGCUUAUCGAAAUUCAAAAGGCGAUCAAGGGUCUUGUUGUGAUGAACUCGGACCUGGAAACAAUGUUCCGCGAAGUACUUAGUGGUCAAAUCCCGACUUUAUGGACUAAAAAGUCUUAUCCUUCGCUCAAAACUCUUGGAGGAUAUUUCAACGAUUUGCUUGAUCGACUUAAUUUUCUUAAGGACUGGUAUGACAACGGUACUCCUCAACAAUUCUGGUGUUCUGGAUUCUUCUUCACGCAGGCGUUUCUGACUGGCGUUCAACAAAACUACGCUAGAAAAUACAAGAUCCCUAUUGACUUGCUAACUUUCGACUACGAAAUCAUGGAGGAUAAGGACUACACAGCACCAGAUGAUGGCGCGUUUAUAUAUGGCUUCUUUUUGGAAGGUGCAAGAUGGGACAGAGAAAAGAAACUUCUCGCUGAAUCGCACCCAAAGAUCUUGUUUGACACGAUGCCUAAAAUAUGGCUGAAGCCGUGCAAGAAAGACGAGCUCCCAGUUCGUCCUCAGUACAAUUGUCCUGUUUACAAAACAUCUGCAAGACGUGGAACCCUCUCUACAACUGGUCACUCAACCAACUUCGUCAUUAUGCUAACAGUUCCUACUGAUCAACCAGAAGAGCAUUGGAUCGGCCGAGGCGUAGCCAUGCUCUGCCAACUUGACUGA
Molecule: messenger RNA, 945 nt
Organism: Oikopleura dioica
Lineage: Eukaryota; Metazoa; Chordata; Appendicularia; Copelata; Oikopleuridae
Source: the annotation of a GenBank genome assembly